Molecule: messenger RNA, 2470 nt
Organism: Sphaeramia orbicularis (orbiculate cardinalfish)
Lineage: Eukaryota; Metazoa; Chordata; Actinopteri; Kurtiformes; Apogonidae
Gene: gmeb2
Product: glucocorticoid modulatory element binding protein 2
Exons: 10
Coding region: 527-2098 (523 amino acids)
Biological process (GO): regulation of transcription by RNA polymerase II
Cellular component (GO): nucleus
Molecular function (GO): RNA polymerase II cis-regulatory region sequence-specific DNA binding
Source: RefSeq, a predicted model, not a curated record
AGAAGAAGCAGAAGAAGAAAAGAAGGCGCAGAAUGCUUGCUAAUGUCUAGCCUAAUGGGUUUGAUGACUUUUGUCCAAAUUCCCUAUGUAGCAUAUAUUGUGACUUAGUUUGUGACAAAUGUGGAGGACACAACUCCGUUCGUGUGUUAGCUACACUCGGUCUUCAGCUAUGUAAAUGCGAAACAUGAAAACAAACAGCUAUAGCUAGCAAUCGAUCUGACACCUCUCUUGUUUGUGCUAGAAAAGGCUACGCUGAUCUGUGACUGUCUGCAUUUGGAAUCAUUGAGGAGCAGAAGUAAGAUGAAUUCUGUUUUUGGCAACAGAACAGACCCAAAAUUUCUCUAGCAGCGUUCUUCGAGUCACUUAAGAGACCGCAGAGCACACAAGCCUGCAAACAAAACUUUACCGUAUUGAGUUGAUAUAGCGGUUAGCGUUGGAGAGAGUAUUGGAAACCGUUAUCAGCGAAGAUAUUACAAGUGGAAGACGAGAUUAACUUCACGGUGUUUAUUAACUGCAGGUUUCAUCUAUGGCUUCCUCAGAGGUUAGUAUGCAGGACAUGGGGGAGGUGGUAGUGGUAACUUUACCAGAGGCCGUGAAUGAGGAGCUGCCCUCUGUGGUGGAGGAGGACAAAGCGGUGCUGGUGACUGCAGAGCUCACUCCUCAGCCCAGGGAAGACGUCCUCACGGUGACCUCUGUGAAUGCUGAUGCAGAGACCAGCACAACAGACUCUCUGUCCAAGGAGGAGGCAGUCAUCGUGAAGUUAACAGAGGAGGUGGAUGUAGAGGCCGACAUCUAUUAUCCUAUCACCUGUGGAGAUGCCAAAGCCACGCUGGUCUGGAAGAAGUUUGUCUGUCCAGGAAUCAAUGUGAAAUGUGUUCAGUUCAAUGAGCAGGUCAUCAGCCCAAAGGAGUUUGUUUGUUUAGCUGGGAAAUCCACUCUGAAGGACUGGAAAAGAGCCAUCCGCCUGAACGGUACCAUGCUCAGGAAGAUCAUGGAUUCAGGUGAGCUAGACUUCUACCAGCAUUCCAAAGUGUGCUCCAACACCUGCCGGAGCACUAAGAUCGACCUGGUGGGAACCAAAGUGUCCAUCAGCACAGUGGACCAGUCAGCUGACCUUGUCCCUACCACGCCCACAUCAGCUCAUUUGAAUGGAGCAGGAGCCUCGUUUCCUGAUGUGACGGAGGAGAUAUCAGAGUGGGUCACAGCCAUCGGAGAGGACUCAGUGACAUUCUGGCGGGGGGUGAAGGAGGCUGGGCUGCUGGAUGAGGUAGUGGAGGCUUUUCAGAAGGAUCUGCAGGAUGUGCUGAGGGGGCUACAGGAGAGAGCGUGCGACCCACCACUACAAGUCAAAGAUGCUGUUUUGCUGAAUAACAUUGUGCAGAACUUUGGAAUGUUGGACCUAGUCAAGAAAGUUCUGGCCAGUCAUAAGAGUCAGAUGGACCGGUACAGAGAGCAGUACACCCGCAGCCUAGCAGCUCUGGAGCAGCAAUGUGAUGAGCACCGGAAACGAGCCAAGGAACUGAAGAGCAAAUCCCAGCACCUCAACAACGUCUUGAUGACUCUCACCCCAGUCCCCGCAUGCCCUGCCCCUAAGCGGCCCCGGCUGACCCGUGCCAUCUCCGGGCCAGCGUCGGUCAACACUGCUCCCACCCAGAUCACGCUGCCUCUCAACCAGCUGAGUGGACUGCCACUUGGCAAGGUGCUGACAGUGGCAGGGGCCCCAUCUGGCACCAACUUGGGCGGCUACACCCUCCUGACCUCCCCUCUAGGAGGCUCAGAGCUGGCGGCCGAUUCCUCCAACCUCACUGUACUGUCAGCAAUGGUGGGUCAGGAGGGUGCAGGUGGUGGCUCCACAGCCUCUGCAGCCUUCGUUAAAGUGGUUGGGCCUCAGAUCCAACUGGUGACGCUGCCAGCCACUCUGCAGGGCCUGGCUGCUGGGCAGGGCACCAUCACACAGACUGUCAGCGGCAUCAGCGUGGUGGACACCAUGGCAACGGCUGACGAUUCACAAGAGGAAGGCCAGGCUGAGGUGGAAGGGGAGGGUCAGCCAGAGCAGGUCAAAGAGGCAGAUGAGGAGCAGCCACUGGACCAGCACUGACACUCAGGAUAGCUGUCCCCUCUGCUCUUCCCACAUCUAAGAGUGUUUCAUAAAGUUCACGUUCUUUUAAACUAAUUUUUGUCAUUCAACAGAAUACAAUGGCGUCUCAGUAGAUUCCCAAGUUUGAAUUAGAGGGCCAUCUGGUGUCAGAAGUGUGUAUUUCACCAGAGACUUUACACCUACUGUGAGUUUUGAGUCUGAUACAUGUUAGUAACUAAUAUAUUUGAUUCUACUAGAACAUAAAAGAACUGUACAGAUUGGUAAUAAAUGCCCAUUUUCAGUAUCUCUUUGUGCAUUAUUCCAUGUUGUACAAAUGUGUCAAAAGUCCAUACCUAAAAUCAGACUGUAUUAAAAGAGGAAGUGCUGAGUCAA